AUGACUUACCCAGGCUUCAGCUGUCAGCUACUGCUCUUAUUUCUUGGGCCUGGCUUCAGUUUGGGUGCUGCUCUCCAUUUAGUGCAUUGUGCCCCUUGUACUGAAGAAAAGCUCAGGCUGUGCCCACCACUGUCUGCCAACUGCCCAGAAAUAUCCCGCCAACCAGGCUGCAGUUGCUGUCAUAGCUGUGCCCUUCAGCUGGGGGAGCCUUGUGGAAUAUACACAGCACGGUGUAGCUGGGGGCUUAGUUGCCAGGUACAGGUAUAUCAAGCUCGACCCCUUUAUGUUCUCACUCAGGGGCAAGGUUCUUGCCUCCCCAUUGCUGAUAGGACAGAAACUGCAGAAUCUGUGGAAGCAGAAGAUAUGCCCACUGAAGGUGGUGAAAUAACAGCAGAUCACUUGGUGAACUAUGAGGUGGUGUUUUCAGCUGAUCAAGAUAAAUCUGUCUCAUGGGCUGCUAAUAACAUUUAUGAAAGUUUGAGAGCAAAGAAAGUUGCUGAACUUAAGAAGUGGAAGGAACAGGGACCGUGUCAAGAAGAACUGUACAAGGCACUGGAUAAGUUGGCAAAAGCUCAACAAACCACUGGAGGACAGUUAUACAGAUUUUAUUUACCCAACUGUAAUAAAAAUGGAUUUUAUCAUAGUAAGCAGUGUGAAACUUCACUUGAUGGAAAUCCUGCAAAUUGCUGGUGUGUGUAUCCAAAGAAUGGAAAGAGGAUUCCUGAAUCUCCCGAAAUGAUGGGCAAUCCUGGAUGUGAACAAUUUAUUAGCCCACAAAACUAA
Messenger RNA from Protobothrops mucrosquamatus (brown spotted pit viper), 783 nucleotides. RefSeq names its product insulin like growth factor binding protein 1 (gene IGFBP1). The record is from RefSeq and is a predicted model, not a curated record. NCBI's taxonomy places the organism in Eukaryota, Metazoa, Chordata, Lepidosauria, Squamata, Viperidae. Gene Ontology annotation, cellular component: extracellular region. Bases 1 to 783 code for a protein of 260 amino acids. Gene Ontology annotation, biological process: regulation of insulin-like growth factor receptor signaling pathway. Gene Ontology annotation, molecular function: insulin-like growth factor II binding; insulin-like growth factor I binding. The transcript has 4 exons.